Messenger RNA from Carica papaya (papaya), 513 nucleotides. Its product is annotated as UvrABC system protein C. The record is from RefSeq and is a predicted model, not a curated record. Lineage: Eukaryota; Viridiplantae; Streptophyta; Magnoliopsida; Brassicales; Caricaceae.
AUGGGAAACUGUGUGUUAAAAGCAUUUGGAGGAGAAUUAGAAGAGAAUAUGGUAAAGGUGGUGACAUGCAGUGGAGGUAUCAUGGAGCUCUGUGCACCCAUAACCGCUGAGUGCAUAACCAAUGAGUUUCCUGGCCACGCCAUCUACCGCACGCGAGAUAUCUUCUCUCAGCCUCUUCUUCACAACGAAGAGCUCCGUGCCGGCCACCUCUACUACCUCCUGCCUCUCAACGCUGGCGAAAAUAUUAACACCAUGGCGCCGUACCGAGUGUCCUUGGAUAACAACAGGGUGUUGAAGCGUGUAGAGGCUGAGGUGUUGCCGAGGUACAAUGAUAGCGGGGUCUGGAAGGUGAAGCUGGUGAUCAGCCCGGAGCAGCUGGCGGAGAUACUGGCUCAGGAGUCGCAAACGGAGGCGUUGAUUGAAAGCGUGAGAACGGUGGCUAAGUGCGGAAAUGGUGUUUCCUCCGUCGCUAAUUCUGACCAGUGGAGUGUUUCUAGUAGUUUGAAAGGUUAG